This is a messenger RNA of Neoarthrinium moseri, 582 nucleotides long. RefSeq lists its product as uncharacterized. The transcript has 3 exons. The coding region runs from base 1 to 582 and encodes 193 amino acids. The record is from RefSeq and is a predicted model, not a curated record. Lineage: Eukaryota; Fungi; Ascomycota; Sordariomycetes; Amphisphaeriales; Apiosporaceae.
AUGGCUACAUCAUCGGCAAUGCAACCUACAGUCCCUUACACUUUUGCCCAAAAGCUCACAGAACGGCCAUUGCCCGCCACCAUUUGCUGGUUACCACCGAGAGCCGUAGGAGUUGGUUGCAGACCAGAAGAAGGCGCCUUCAAUCACCCCGUCGUCGUAGUCUCACCUUACGAUCACGGAGAUCAUGAUCUCGUGGAUGUUUACCUCUUGACCUCGUUUGGGGGCAGACCCAUCGCGGAGACAAGCAGACCGCCCGCCGUCAUGAUGUACUAUGUGCCUAUUCACCCUGCCGGUGCUAAUCCCACCAUCGGAUCUGUCAUGCUGGAGUUGAUGUCUGGAAGACUUUCCAAGAACAGCUACGUCCAAGUUCAAGAGCGGUAUACGUUUUAUUGGAAUGAGCUUCAGCGCUACCCCGCGAAUGGGGCGAUGCGGCUCACCAAAAAUUCCUACCAAGUGAUGAUGGGAGAAGGUGGAAAGGAUACGACAGAGCUUGCACGGAAGCACCGCCGCGGUCUGGAGUACUACGGCCACGAGCGUAUCACCUUGCACUUUGGAAUAAUCUUGAAUCUCAAUAUCCUCUAA